Molecule: messenger RNA, 7944 nt
Organism: Iphiclides podalirius (scarce swallowtail)
Lineage: Eukaryota; Metazoa; Arthropoda; Insecta; Lepidoptera; Papilionidae
Source: the annotation of a GenBank genome assembly
AUGUCGUUGAGAGGCACCAAGCGGUCGACUGGAGUGCGGAGUGAGGAGCCUGGCACUUCCAAGCGCCGCAGGAUUGAGCCAGAGGAUGCUCUCUGGCAGCUCCGGCCUGUCAGUGACCUCAAGAUGUCAUCUAUAUAUAAUAGAAGUGCCUCUGAGGCACCUGCUGAACUAUUCAGAAAAGAUCUCAUCAGCGCCAUGAAGUUACCUGACUCGGAACCCUUGACGCCAAGCGAGUAUUGGAUCAUCACAGAUACCUGGAAACAGGAUUGGGAGCGAGGGGUACAGGUGCCUGUAAAUCCUGAUUCGCUACCUGCACCAAAGGUCAAAGUGAUUGCAAAUCCUUUGCCACCUAAUUUUCAAGAAUUUAAACUGCCUAGGGAUAAAUACAUUCAUUUGUCCCGUGACACACACUACCAGUCUGACAAGCAUCAUCUUAGCACAACUCCAGCUCGUGCCGAAGCCGCAUGCAGCUAUGAUCUGGAUGCUACUGAUACAGCAUGGUUGAAAUUGCUGAAUGCAGAGCGUGCUCGAGCUGGUGCUUCAUCAAUAACAGAGGACCAGUUAGAAAAAGUAAUUGAAGACUUAGAGGUCCGUACGUGGGAUAAAAUCCAAGCCAUAAUGAAGUCUGAAGAAGGAUUGGGCAUUGAGUACGACGAAAACGUAAUCUGUGACGUCUGUCGGUCACCAGAUUCUGAGGAUGGAAAUGAGAUGGUAUUCUGCGACUCAUGUAACAUUUGUGUCCAUCAGGCGUGUUAUGGCAUUACUGUCAUUCCAGAUGGUACGUAUGGUCAUGGUCAAUGGCUGUGUCGACCAUGCGGGGCAGGUGUAAGGCCUACUUGUGCCUUGUGCCCGAAUCUUGGUGGAGCCAUGAAAUGCACGCCAAAUGGCCACAAGUGGGCUCACGUAAGCUGUGUACUGUGGAUUCCAGAAGUAUCCAUUGGUUGUGCUGAAAAGAUGGAGCCAAUCACGAAGAUUUCAUCCAUACCGCCGUCGCGAUGGUCAUUAGUGUGCGUGUUGUGUCGCGAGCGUAAAGGAGCCUGUAUACAGUGCUCUGUUAAGACUUGCAAGACUGCAUAUCACGUCACUUGUGCAUUUAAACAUGGACUAGAAAUGCGUGCAAUUAUUGAGGAUGAAAAUGCAGAUGACGGUGUUAAGUUGCGGUCAUACUGUCAAAAGCAUAGCGUAAAUUCGAAGAAAGAAAAGUGCCCAGGAUCUGGUUCAGAGGAGGAGGAAGUAAAACGAAAACGUCGUAAGGAUAUGACCUCCGAAGAGAAGACACAGGCGCGAGCUGCUCGACUUCAAGAGAUUGAACGGGAGUUUGAUCGUCAUGUAAGUGUCAAAGAUAUUAGUGCUCAUCUAUUGGAUGUAGAUCAAGAUGCUAUCAAUUACAUAUAUAACUAUUGGAAGUUGAAAAGACGUGCUGGGCAUAAUAGGCCUUUGCUACCGCCGAAAUCAGAUGACAGUGAAUUACUGACUCAUAGACAAGAACAAGCGGACUUAGAGAAAAUGAAAAAGUUCGUGCAACUGCGACAAGAUUUGGAAAGAGUGCGAAAUUUAUGUUAUAUGGUGAGCCGAAGAGAAAAGUUGUCGCGCUCAUUCUUUCGUAUGCGAGAACAAACUUUCCAUAAACAAGUUGCGGUCUUAUCAACAGAGCCAGAUAUCUCGGGGGCUGAUUUAGCUGCUAUUAUUGAGGCUAACCAUGGACCGUCUAUUUACGACAGGUUAUAUUCUCAUCCUAAUGCUCCUGACCAUAAAAAUGAUUUUGAAGAUCUUCUUGCGCGAAUUGCGCCUCAGGACUCGAGUGAUGAAAAGAAAAAGGACAGAAAUGGACUUGUUAAAGGUUCUAAAGCGUCAAAUCCAUACAAGAAACAUUAUGUAAAUGGGUCACGACGAAGUGGAAGUAUGUAUAGUGGAUUGUCCAGUGAAGACAGUUCGGCCGAAGUUAAUCGGUCCUCAAAAUAUCGAGGUCGGGCUAUUGGAUCCAGUACAGAUGAAGAUGUAAAGAAACCCGUGACAUCGCCAAAGAAAAAGAUAACACCAAAGGGAAAAUGUAAGAGAUCACCGAAGAAACCUGAGAGGAAGAAAAAGAAAGUGCCUCAGUCUAAAGCAGUCGUGGAAAGUAGUAGUGAAGAUGAAUCAUUUAAAACACGAAUGAAAAAAGAUCGAUCUCGUAGUAAGACAUUGCAGCAAAUGGAAAAAGAAAUGGAUGCUGGUAAAAGUGGUUUAUCUUGCACUGAUAGUGAAGAAUUAAUGCCUAUUAGAUCAACCAGGAACAAUAAAUUUCCUAUUGAUAUUUAUUCAGAUAGCAGUGAAGAAGUGACACCAGUAAAAGCUGAUCUCAAACAAGUAAAAUCUGAAAAGGCGAAGGCAGAUAAAGUAAAAUUAGAAAAAAGCCGCUCGGAAGCUUCGCCAAGUGACUCACAACAGCCGUUACCAAGAACUAAGGCAGCUAUGAAAGAAUUUAUACCGGCUCAUCUAGAGAAAAAGUCGGUACCUAUUGAAGACAAACCAGCCCCGAAAAAGCGAGGUCGUAAACCUUCUAAUAAAAAUGCGCCCAUAAACACGCAUGACUCUGAUGAUGAUGCUAAAAAUAAAGAAAACAUAAAGUUUGCCAAACAGAAAGAUAAUCCAUCAGACCUUAUUGUUCCACAAAGACAGGCUGCAAAGAAAGCUUCAGAAAAUAUGCGCUCUACUACUGCUGUCAAGAAAGAGGAAUCAGGCACUGAGAAGCAAGUUAGUGGAGAUGAUUCUAGGUCAAAACCAAAGCUUAAGUCAAAAGGAAAAGAAGUUAAAGAUAUUCCAGCUAAAGUUGGUAGGAAAAAAUCUUCCAAAGAGGUAGAGAAAGAGCCUAUUGCUUAUGUUCCGCAGAGGCAAGCAGCAAAAAAAGCAGCUGCUCACAUUAAGAGCGGUCUCGGCAGACCCAUUGUUGAACAAACAGAUGUUGAUAAAAAGAGAGAACAUGAUAAAUCCGAUUUAUUGAAAAUAUCUCCAAAGAAGGAUGAAGCUAAAAGCUCAAAAAGUCUUCAGGAAGAGAGUUCUUCCUCUUCUUCAAAUUCUAGCAGCAGCAGCUAUACUUCUUCUUCAAGUUCAGAGGAAGAACCAGAAAAACCGAGUCUCAAACCGUCUGCCAAGGCUCGGGAAAUUAAACCGAUUACCAGAAAACCAUCUAUGUUUUCGCCUCCAGGCUCUAGACCAACAGUGGACUUGCCCUUUCUCGACAAGGUGUCAAGACCAUUGUCUUCAACUAGUGCCUCGAGUGACUCUGACGACUAUAAAGAAUCAAGAUUUUCUGGCUCUGGAAGUCCAUCUCCAAAAAGACCGCGCCGACCUCGAAGGGGAAAAAGUAUCUCGACUGAUGCGUACCCACGUAAGGCCCUUGACAAGAAGCUUAAAACUUCCGAACGGGGGUCCGAGCGUAGGGUACCAUCGCCCACUGCUGAAAGAGAGGAACCGUGCCGAUCCAAUUGCACGCGUGCUGCCACACGUUCUCGGACCAGAAGCGUUACUGCAAGCGGAAAUAUGUCUAAUAAGUUUGAUGCCAGACCGAGAAAACCAUCUAAAGACGACACCUGCUAUGCCUCUGGAUCAAAUAAAACUUCCAAAGAGAGCAGCAAGUCCCGUAAAUUUUCAACUGCGGAACGGCAAGAGAACGAGGAGAUAAAGCAAGAAUUGAAACAGGAGCAUUGUGUCCCCAUUGAAUAUGUAGGAAGUGGUAUCAAAACCGGUACAAAACUCCGCCGCAGUUUUUCGAUGGAAGAUAAAGAAAAGAAAGUGACGGCUAUUUCCGAGAGCUUUGUUACUAAAACAAGUUCCGGGAAAAAUAUUGAUGUUUUGGAAAAGAAUAUAACUGCAAGACGUGUGAGCGUUAAAGAGCCUGUGAUUAUUAUUGAUGACUCUACAGAAAGUACUACAAGGGAAGGCCCAGUUCAUGAACGCGAUUCUCAAAAUUUGGCACUUACUGAUCAAACUGCUUUUUCACCUAUCAAAAAGAUUAAUGCAGAGCCAGUUGUAGCAACGGAUUCGAUUGAUAGAAAAUUGCCAUCUACAAUCCCUGAAGAUUUUAUAAACUCGGAUAAACAUUGGUUAGCAAAAGCUCCAAGUCCCCAUGUUCAACCACCACCAGUUGAAAAACCAGGUGGCCACGAAAAAUACAUGACUGAAGAUAAAUCUUUUGAUUCUGAUUGUACCGAUAAAAGCAGUAUCAAAAUGAUCGCUAAGAUUCAAGCCAACCUUAAUGAAAACACUAUGAUUAAAUCUCCCAAGACUCCCAUGGAUGCAAGAACGAUUAUUCUGGAUCCCGUAGAUGAGAAUCCAGCACCAAGGAAUAUAAGAAAGCGUUCAGCUUUAGACCCAGAAAAGAAAUUUAUUAUACAAGAUGCAAGUCAUGUCACUGGAGUUGAAAUUUCUAAGAGUGCUAAAAUACCGUCGGCUGCAAAUUCCUUUGCAAACAGGUCUAUGUUUUCACCCCAAACUAAAGACAAUGAGCUAUUUGAGUUUGAUAUAUUAGAUGAUGAAAGUUUUAGUCAUGAAGAUAUAAUGAAGCCAUUUACUAACUACCCUGAGUUCCUAUUUAAAGAAGAUUCCAAAGAACAAGGCGUUCAAGAAACACUUAACCUUGUGGACAGACUUCGAAUGCAGCUGAGCUCUAAAAAAGCGCCAAUUGAAAAUGUAGCUCCGAAUGAGACAAUUACAAUUAACGAUGACAGUGAAUGUACUGAGGAUGAUAAAACAAGUACCAUGAAUAUUGAUAAAGGUCAGGGUACAUUGUUGUUAAAGAUGCCUACUCCUGCGGAAAUACAUAAUAUAAGAUCUCCUGGCCGUGAAAUACGAAAUAUAAAUCAUAAGCCGCUUACUGGUGAGCAGGAUUCAUCUCAGGAAAUUAUAGUUGAUGAUAAAGACGAAGAAUCUGUUCAUUUAGUUAAGGAAAAAUGGUCCGAUUUGUCAGUGCCUGUGCCGCACAACGAUCAUCGGCUAGAGACCCCUAUAGAACGAAAGUAUAAUCAUUCGAUUUCAUACAACGAAGACACCAAAGAAGCAGUCCCAAUAAUACAUUUAGAUGGUCAAUCUAUUUCCGAAAUAGGAGAUACGAUCUCUUUAUCAAAACAAAGUGAUGAUUCUCAGUCGUUGUCUGUCGUGGACCAUUCCUUACAUAGCAACGACCACGAGUUGACACAAGAUAAUCAAAACUAUGAUAACAACAAUUCGUUGAUACAUUCUGAUUGCGCUACAAUAUCCUCGCCUUAUAUUGCAUUACACGAUUCAAAAUGGAGAGAGAGCAAGAUAACAACCAGGCGUUCCUCUGAUUCAAGUACAAAUUCUGAAGCUUCUGUGUGCUCUCGAAAGACUAUUUUAAAAUCUCAUUUAAAUAGUCGUGACACUCAUCCUGGACCCAUGAUGUCUGACAUAGACCAGUAUGCACCAAUUCCCGCGUACUCUUGUCCUAUUGAACCACCAAUGCCUCUUAACCAAUAUAGCAGUUAUCCUCCUGACGCUUCUCCAUUUUUGAACACUAUGGCAACUCUACCAUUAUUCGCAGCUAGUGCUUGUGCAUCUUCACAGUUAACCCUACCGUCGCCAGGGCCUGCUUUAUAUGCUCCUGGGUUGUCGUACGCUGCGGCACCACUGAUACAACCUUUACCGAAACCCCCAUUUCCUUUAUGUGCGGCAUUUACUACAUCAUCACAAAAUAUAGCUUUAACAACUGCUAUGAUUGCUCCACCAACUCCAAAACCAAUGGACUCACCAAGGGAUGAUAUUGAUGUGACUAGUAGUGAUAAGUUUUCGAUUCAUGUUUCUAGUCCAACUAUUAGCGUCGAUUCUUACAACGAAGCCAGUAAUACAAGACCUGUAACUAAGAUGUCAAAUGAUAGCAAUGAGACUAUGUCAUCUUUACAUCCCCAGGAAUCAAAGUCACCACCGAAAAGUGCUAAGAGUACACCUAAAUUUACGUCAAAAUCUCCCGGUAAAAGCCCGGGUAUAUCUCCUAAACAAAGUGAUAAUGCUAAGGGAACAAAGCGCGCAAGUAAUAGGAACAAUAGAAACCAACGAGGACGAGGACGAUCUAAAAGUCGUGGACAGACUGCUGGUUUCCCUUCUGCAGAAUUUGUGGGAAAUUCUAUUCAAAGUAAAUUAGUUGGUACAGUUUACGAUUUUGAUGAAGAAUUGGCAAAUGAUGGUGUUGAUUUAAAAGCUUUAAGGGAGAAACAAAAGUCGAUUGAUGUAAGAGAUGACAGAAAGUCUGAACAUUCAUAUAAAGACGCAUCGCAGUCACCAAAGAUGUCUAGCCCUCAGAAUGAUAAAAAGUCAGCAACGGAAGUUAAAGAAACUAAAGCGCCAACACCAGAACCUAGGGAUUCUCCUGAAUCUCCCUCGAGCAAAAGUAAUUCUGAAUCCACUCCUGGAUUCUCUCAAGUGCAACCUGUCUUACCUGGACCUGUUGAUAUGCGCACCUAUCAACCAUUCGAUGCACCAGUGCCACCGCCUGUUGAUGCUUUCCACAGCCAUUUACUCGCUUUUGCCAGUGGCACAGCUGAUCAGACUUUAGGAGAUAUAGAUGAGGAAGUAGAGAAACAACUACACAGUGCUCUAAUGGCAAGUAAGCCCAAAGUUGGUGCUUCCGUAGAGGCCUCCACUUCUAGAGUGAAUGAACCAAUCAAAGAAACACCUCAAUUGCCAAAAGUUUCCUUGAGCGAUUCCAGAAACCAAUUGAAAGUGAAGAUAAAGGGGCCAUUCUUGGAUGCGAAUUACUCGGCUAGCUCAGCACCUGUGGCUCCUCAGCCGCCACCACCUGUUCAACAUGAUUCCAAUGCCAAUGUUAACACAAAUACGACUAGCGGAUCGGCGUCCUCUAUGAUGACAGGAUCUACUAAUUUGAGAAGAAUGCGCAAAAAAGAACUAUUGCGGCAAUAUUGGACACAAGACAUGAAUAUGGACGACCCAGCCAAUAUUACAACCCCAGGGGUCCCACCCCCACCAGCUGCACCUCAGCCACUGCCCCGUGCCGUUAUUACUAUUCCAAAGGCCGUUGCUUCUAUGACUAGCAUACCCACACGAGAAGAUUACAAAAUCAUUGAUACACCGGUGGAAAAGAAGAAGCGUAAAGUUUCUGGUGUAAACCGUGAGUUACGACACUUGGAAGUAACCAUGAACGAUGAUAUUGAGCCUUCAGAUGAUCUGAAAUUGUCGAGCUUUACAAGCAAUACUAACCAAAUGCAUAAGAGACGCGGACGUGUCUCUACAAAGCAGCGCAGAUCUUCUGCCACGUCUCCAGUAGCUCCAAAAUUAAAAAUUAAAAUUAAAUCUAACGUAGUGCAGCAAGUGAGCGAAGAGCCGUCCGGCUCACAAUUUCGCCCACCGAAGAAGCGUCUAACAAGCAUACCGAAGCCCAGUUUGGAAGAUUUGCGCCGCGAAAGCAUGAAGUAUAGGCGUAUGGUGAUGGCAGAUUUUGAGGAGAAUGAAAAAGCUAAGAAGUUCAAGCCGAGUAAAAGUGAGAAACGUAAGAAAAAGAAAGACAAGAAAUUGGAGAAAGAGAAACUGCAAGUGGUAAACAGUGAAAGUGAAAGUGCAACAAAGUUGAUUAUAAAGAUAAAACGCAAGAAGAACGAGGCGGGGAAAACGAAACUAGGCGGUGGAGGUCCAAGUGGCGCAGUGGCGGCCGGGCCGUCGGAACCGCCAGUAGACCCCUUCGAGUACGAUCCGACCGCUCCUGAUCCCCUGGCCAUUGAUCCUUCGUUCAGCUCCGAUGCAACGUCAGGAAUGCGUAAGAUACGGACAGCUAAGGUGACACCGAUCAGAUUAAAAUUGGCGCGGAGCGGGCAAGGCUCGGGAUACGUGAUGAAGGAAGCCGGCGAGCAGGACUCCAGCACGGCGAAGCCCACGCCAGAGGCAGCUGCCGCAAGCGCCUCUGCCCCGCCUGUUACGGUUAAUAAACACUGUGAUGUGAGG